Molecule: messenger RNA, 7260 nt
Organism: Scatophagus argus
Lineage: Eukaryota; Metazoa; Chordata; Actinopteri; Scatophagidae
Gene: dgkg
Product: diacylglycerol kinase beta
Exons: 27
Coding region: 3704-6403 (899 amino acids)
Biological process (GO): intracellular signal transduction; lipid phosphorylation; diacylglycerol metabolic process
Cellular component (GO): plasma membrane
Molecular function (GO): calcium ion binding; ATP-dependent diacylglycerol kinase activity
Source: RefSeq, a predicted model, not a curated record
UCUCUUUUAUGCUUUUAUCUAUAUAAAUGAAAGUCAAAUACAGUGCUAAAAUUAAAAUACAACACAGCUUUCUCCUUUUUUGGGAACAAAGAGAAAUCUGACAGUGCUGUCCACUGCACACACACUGGAAAAAAAAAGUCCACACUGCUGAACUGGUGAUGCCUGGUUAGCUGGCAGUGAGAUGAGAGGGCUUGAUAAAGGCAUAAAAUUCAACUGUGCCAGCCAAUCAAGCUGCAGCACAGGCGACUUUCACAGCUGUGUGUGCAACCAGGAAAUACCAAAGUGAGACUAAUGAUGAUCGUGUUGUAGAUGAUAAUCUAAACUGGCGGGGCAGGAGUAUCUUGAGUUUAGUUUAGUUUAAUUUAGUUAAUACAAAUUGGUUGAAUACAGUAGACCUGCGGAGAAAGUAUACAAACUUUGUCCAUUCCCUCCAUGUGACAACACUAUGGUUCAGAUUUGGUUAGGCUUAGGCAUUUGGGACAGGGUUAGGGAAAGGUCAUAGUUUGGGUUUAAUCUACUAUCUACUAAUGACUGAUGGUGCAGACAGUCUCUUUAUCGCCUCUGGCCUGAGGUGGACAUUUUUAAAGAUGGGUCAGUGUGAAAAACAUAAGCAUCUUUUGCGUCCAAUCCCAAAGAGUUGUAUAGUAAUUGAUACUUGAAGAACCAAUUUGGGCUCAAAGUGUUACACUUUUUCUAAUGUAAUGAAAUAUAAAGCUUCAACAGUAUUGCUAGUCUUCAGGAGACAAGAAAUAUGUGGAUGGAUGGACCUAGUUCCACUCAUACACUCUGAUCUAGUAAGUCCAUGAGAGCUCAGGACUGAGCCCCUGGGAAUUCUGUGAGUGUUUGAGGGAUCUCUGGUUGUUUCUGAGCACUUUGCACACACUUUCAUGAGCUCUUGAUAACUUGAUAUGUGUGCGUAUGUUCAUGUAUACGCGCAUUUUUCUUUUCAAUUGCACACAUGCUGCUAACCAGCAUUAUGCAGCCUAUUUGUUUAAUGUCGGUAUGAUGGUGACACUCAUAUAUGCUAAUUUGGCCCAUAAGCAUGUCUGAAUGUUUAAAACAACUCCUGGACAAACCUUGGUCAUGGUGUUUCCUUGGCAUUCUGACUGGUUUAGCGUUCUUUGUAGUUUGUCAAUCAUAUCACACCUCAUAAUAGCCUUUCUGCAUUGUUUGAGUGCUGGGAGCAUUUUCUUAAGCAUCCUAGACCACUAUAAAGAGCUUAAUGAGCCAUUAGAGACUCUCUGAACAAAGCAGAGAGAACCUGCCAUGGGAUCCAGGUGAUUGAAGUGAUUCAAGUGCUUCAGUGACUAAUCCUGAAGAAUUGGCCCUCUUUUGGUCUCAAGGGUGAAAGAAUUAAAACCUUAGCCCACACACACUUGAGCUGUUUGAUUUCCUCAUUUUACAGAAAGCUGUGGAUGUGCAGGAAGAGAUGUGAGGAUUUCAUCCUCACACACAAACACAUCUGUACACAGGGAAAGCAAUGCAAAGCAGACAGGUGUUUUAUAGUCAGGAACCAUGCUGUCAGAGUCAUAAUGAGUGCACUGACACAAAUAAUGCUUGUAAGUAUGGAUUCCGCAUGUGUGAUUUCACUGUAUGGAAAAAUUCAGCUGACAUGAAGAAAGAGUUCAAAGCCAGAGCGUUCAGAACAUGUCAGGUCUUGUUAAAUCAGAAUCAGAAUCAGAAUCAGAAUUCCUUUAUUUAUCCCUGAAGGGAAAUUCUUAUGAGCACGGCUUUGUUUUGAGUUGGAAGCUGUCUUGUUGCUGUGUUCAGGUCUCUGUGUCAUACCCAGGGGGUUGCAGUUGUCAUUGUUGAACACUAGGAGUGUGCUUUGACCGUGUGUUAUUUUGAACACUUGGGCUUGUUUAUCCCCAUGAGACAAUUAGUGUACUUGAAUCAUCUGUGAGAAAUUUCUCACUGCAUUAAAUUUCAGAUGACUCAACCUUGAACGUAUCAUCUUUCACCUCUGCGUCAGCGCUCACAAGGCUGCGAAAUGGUAGCAUCUUCUGUUAUGAGUGUGAAACGGGCUAAGUAUGCUUCCCCAUUCUAAACAUUGACAUAUAAGAUUGGUUUCAUAGGCAUGAUUAAAGCCUAAAGGCCUUUGCUGAAGUCUAACAUACAGUUGAGCUGUUAUGUCAGUGCAGAGUUGAGGUUUUAGUCUUGUAAGAACAGGAGAACUUGCACCCAAAGCACUGACGAUAAAUUUGAGUUUCAGUUAACAAAAACAUAACAGUAGAAGCCAGCACAUAAUGCAGGUAGGGCUUGAAUUUUUGAUUUCUAGAGUUGUUCAGUAAGCUACCGGCCCAGUUAUAGCUGAAGGGCUAUAUUUAGCAAGUGCAUGGAUCAUGGAGAUUAUCUCAGUCCUGAAAAUGACUCAUGUUUGACACAGAAAAGCUGCUGUUGGUAUCCAUUUAAUCAUAUGGUCACACAGGCCCAUGGCUUCCUGCCGCAGAUAUGUCCACAGUGGGUGAAAAAGGCUUUGCUGCCAGAGUAUGUGUGUCGAGAGCGCCACUGCUGCUAUCAGGGCUUUCACACUCUCUUCCUGUAGAGAGGGCCUGCCUAGCCCACAGCAUCCUGCUAAACACUUAACAGAGGAAUGUCAGUUAGAAGCAACCUGUGUGGCAUUUUGCUUACAGUUUUAUACUAAAGCCCACCACCAACUUAUAUAUGAAACCGCUGGCAUCAAGUUCUGUGGACCAUCGUGAGAAACUGGGUCAUGAUUUCUGGAAAGAGACAUCUCUGCUGACUUUUUUAAGAUGUAUUUUUUCGUGUUUAUGCCAUGUAGAGCCGUUGUAAUUAAGUGAAGGCAAACAUCUCUGCAGGUGCUAUCUUGAAAACAACAACAACGAAACCCCUCACAUCAAAACAAUCUAGAUGCUUAAAUAGCACUACAGGUAAGAGAAAUAUGUAUUUCGGAUUGUGAGAUGAACUGCCCCUUUAAGCUGGACUUGUGAUUCUGAUGGCUGGACUGAGUCUGGGUCAGUCUCCAUCUUUUCCUAAUGUGAACAUAAUUAUGUCAGAGCUCCAGUGUCUGUUUACAUCCCUCCUCUUCAUGUUUUCACUGUAAUCAUCAUCAGUAUCCUACUUUGGCAGGGCUGCUUUCUCCACAUGCUUUUAUGCAUUGGAACACCUCUUGGUAGUGAAUGGCAGACACAAAUAAUGUGUACACCCAUUCAAAGAUGAUACCUUUGUUAUUUUGUCAUUUUUUUUCAGAAUGAAACAGGUGCUUUAAUGAACAUAAUGUACAACGGGGGUGUAAACAUCUCCCUCCUUUCUCCAUCCCUUUCUUUCUUAGUACCAAGAGGCUCUGACACCAACCAAACCACAGCACUGAGGCAGCAGAUCAUACAACUGACUUUCCCUUUGCAUGUGGUGUACAAGAUUCCAAAACCAUUGUGCAUAAAUCUCCGAACAGUCAAACAUUUCACAAAUACAACAACACAGCGUCUCUGUCCAACGGCUCCUUUCCCCUGAGCGAGAAUUCCUACCCAUACAGUCAUUGAAGGUAUUUGUUGUUGCAGAUCUGCUGUGCCAUCUCCAAGUCAUGAACAGUGCUUGUUAUAAAGAGGCAGAGAUGACAUCCCAAAACUUCUUCACCUCAGUCUUAUUACACGACUUGACCCAAGGAUAACCAUCAAUCCACUUAGCAGCACUUGUGGACCGACAGACUCCCAAAUACAGAGCCCCGUCCCUGGCUUCAGGCAGUAUGGGAGACGGGAGCUGGGUUUGCCUGAGCCCAGCUGAGUUUACCCAGCUGCAACAAUACAGCGAGUACUCCUCAAAGAAGCUGAAGGAUGUGCUGGAGGAGUUUCAUGGUGAAGGAGUCCUUUCUAAGUACAACCCUGAGCAGCCCAUUGAUUAUGAGGGCUUCCGGCUCUUCAUGGUCACUUACCUGGAGAAUGACAUCCCAGAGGAGCUGUGUCAGCAUCUCUUCACCUCCUUCAAGAGCAAGACAGGAGGCUGCUCUCCUGAUCAGCCUCGUGCAGGAUCAAGCUUACUGGAAGCCCGCUCCAUUGAUGCAGGCAUCUCUAUUCAGACCGAAGUGGCCUGUGCCCCAAUUACAGGGAUGAACGGCAAAAGCAUCCUGUCUGCAAUGGGCCGACACACACCGGAACACUCCAGUGUGAUGAGCACAGCAGGCUCAGGAGCCACCACCUCGCCUUGUUCAUCUCGCUCCUCCUCACAGCGCUCAGGGACAGGGGCCCAUACUCCUGGGGGGCCCCACCGCUCACCCUGCAUCCAGGUCAAAACCUCAGAGGGCAGCAGUAAUGCCCUGAACCCCAACGCUGGUCCUGCCAAGUCGCCAGCAUCCCCCAGACUUUCACCAGAGAGGAGCCACUCGGAGAAGCAUUUAUCACUGCGGAGGAGCCCAUCGCCCCAGAAAAGCUCCCCCUUGCCAUCGCCCCAGGUGGUCUUUCUCAAGGAUAUUGUCUGCUACCUUUCGCUGCUGGAGAGGGGGAUGCCGGAGGACAAGCUGGAGUUCAUGUUCCGGCUGUAUGACACAGACGGCAACGGGGUUCUGGACAGUUCGGAGCUGGAUCGAAUUAUCAAUCAGAUGGUGCAUGUAGCAGAGUAUCUGGAGUGGGAUUCAACAGAACUGCGACCGAUACUGAAGGAGAUGAUGGAAGAGAUCGACUAUGACAGAGAUGGGACAGUCACACUGGAGGAGUGGAUCCGAGGAGGCCUCACCACUAUCCCUUUACUGGUCCUGCUGGGCAUGGAUACGAAUGUACAGGAAGACGGGCAACACGUCUGGCGUCUGAAGCACUUCAACAAACCAGCCUACUGUAACUACUGCCAUACCAUGUUGCUCGGCGUUCGCAAGCAGGGCCUCUGCUGCUCCAUAUGCAAGUACACAGUACAUGAACGGUGUGUGUCUAAAGACAUCGCUGCCUGCAUCAGCACCUACGCCAAGUCACGUAGACACACCAAUGCUAUGCAGCAUGUAUGGAUGGAGGGCAACUCUCCUACCAAGUGCGACCGCUGUCACCGAAGUAUCAAGUGUUACCAGGGCUUAACGGGCUUGCACUGCGUCUGGUGUCAGAUCACUCUCCAUAAUAAGUGUGCAUCUAAUGUGAAGCCAGAGUGUGAUGGGGGAGCCUUGAGGGACCACACUCUGUUGCCCUCGUAUAUCUGCCCUGUUGUCUUGGAUCGUCAUUCUGUGGUGAAGCGUGGUGAGGGGGAGUCUCCACCCAGCACCAGCCCUGAUGACACCAACCAGACUUUCAAAUUCUCCCCUGGAGAUGGACAAGCACUGCAGAUCACCCCUCUCCCUGGUACUCACCCACUCCUGGUCAUGGUCAAUCCCAAAAGUGGAGGGAGACAGGGGGAGCGAGUACUGAGGAAGUUUAGGUACCUACUGAACCCCAGACAGGUGUACAGUUUGGAGCGAGGGGGACCAAUGGUUGGGCUCAACUUUUUCCAUGACGUUCCUGAUUUCCGGGUGCUUGCUUGUGGAGGUGAUGGCACUGUGGGCUGGAUCCUCGACUGUAUAGAUAAAGCCAACUUUGCCAGGCACCCCCCAGUGGCCAUCCUCCCUCUGGGCACAGGCAACGACCUGGCACGCUGCUUACGCUGGGGAGGAGGUUACGAGGGUGGCAGCUUACUGAAGGUCCUUCGGGACAUCGAACACAGCACAGAGGUGGUGCUGGACCGCUGGAAUAUAGACAUCGUCCCAGAUGACAAGGAGGAGAAGGGCGACCCAGUACCCUACAGCAUCGUCAACAACUACUUUUCUAUUGGAGUGGAUGCUUCCAUUGCCCAUCGCUUUCAUCUGAUGAGAGAAAAGCAUCCUGAGAAGUUCAACAGCAGAGUGAAGAACAAGCUCUGGUACUUUGAGUUUGGCACCACUGAGACCAUAUCUGCCACCUGCAAGAAACUCAACGAAUGCAUAGAAGUCGAGUGUGAUGGGAUCAUCUUGGACCUCAGCAACACAUCGUUGGAAGGCAUUGCUGUGCUCAACAUUCCCAGCAUGCACGGUGGCUCCAACUUGUGGGGUGAGUCGAAGAAGAGGAGAAACUACAACCGCAUGAGCAAGAAGGUUCCUGACAGGAUGCCCGCUAGCACCAUCACAGAUGCUAAAGAGCUCAAAUUUUGCAUGCAAGACUUCAGUGACCAGCUGUUGGAGGUGGUUGGCCUCGAAGGGGCAAUAGAGAUGGGACAGAUCUACACCGGACUGAAGAGUGCAGGACGCAGACUGGCUCAGUGUGCCAACGUCACCAUCAGGACGUCCCGACGGCUGCCCAUGCAGAUCGAUGGUGAGCCCUGGAUGCAACCCCCAUGCACGGUGAGAGCUGAAUCAGGAUCACUGUCAUCUCAUCAAAAAUCUCGCCAAAAAUCCAAACCCAUCACAAAAGUUGGGCAGAAAAGCAAAAUUCUGUAUCCAAUGUUUCAGGUCGGACAUUAAAUCAUUAAAUCUCUUAUAGCCAUUGAGUGGCCUCUGUGUUCAGACCAGAAAAAAAUAAAUAAAACACAAGCAUGAGGAAGACCAGUUUGACUAAUAAAUGUAUGACUUUCAAAACAUACAAAACACUAAAACACUGCACAUAUGGUUUAUAAAACCACAGAGAAGUAUUUUAUAACUAUAUCACAGUGCAGUCAGUUUAUUCUUAAUUGCAAUGAUCACCAGCUAAACAGGGAAAAUUCAAAUUCUAAAGUCAUCUUCCAUAGAUGUGCACUUGCAUGUCUUAAUGCCAGACUCUGAAAAAAGUAACAGUGGGCUGCCAGUAUAUGGGCUCACCUGCGAGGUUGGAGUUAGGGCUCUGGUGCCAAACGGUGACAAAUGGCAGGUACAAAAGCUGCCUCUGGGCACUGUAAUGGAACUGUUCCGCUACGGAUGAAGCUGGAGCUAGUGUGGCAGGUGAGCUGAUGUGAGAGUCAGCAGAUGAUAAAGUCAGCUGUAUGUCGUUAGUCAGCUUUUGUCCUGUCUUGUCUCAUUUCCCUGCUUUUGUUUAUCCAUCCCCCUUACGCACCACUAGUCUCAACCUCCAACACUGUAAUUCCAUCAAAUAUCGCAGAGCAUCAUAGAAAAGGAGGAAAUCAACUACUAUCUAUUCAUCCUCAUAGCUUUUCAAACAUUUUUCAUGUUGCCAUAGUGGACCUUUAUGGAGGAUGAAGAUAAAAAGCUUUUUGUUGCAUUAUGUGAGUCGCAGUGGGUGAUUUUGUAAUAGUUGUAAGGGGGCAGCAUGUGUAGACUAUACACCUUGUAAAUUUGUCAGAAGCAAUAAUCAGAAAUGUGCAAAGCCAACACCUUCAUCACAUCUU